AUGUCCCUGGAGGCCUUCCUCGCCGACUGCCCCCCCUGCCCGCCCUCUCUGCCCGCCUCCCUGGCCGCCUUCCUCGCCAAGCACCGGUCCCCCGCCGAUGCCGCCGAUCAUGGCGAUCCCGGGUCGGCCUCGAAUCGGCUCUCCCGGCCCCUGGCGGUCGUCACGUCGGGCGGCACCACGGUGCCGCUGGAGCGGCGCUGCGUGCGAUUCAUCGACAACUUCAGCGAGGGGCGGCGCGGCGCGCUGUCCGCGGAGCGACUUCUUGCGGCGGGCUACGCGGUGGUGUUCCUGACGCGGGCGGGAUCGGCGCAGCCGUUCUCGGGCGGGAUGGAGCCCGCGGAAGCGCUGCCAGGCCUGCUGGAGUUGGCUGCAGACGGCUCUGUCCAGGUGCGCCCCUCACGCCAACCUGACCUGGGCCCCCUCCUUGCCAAGUCGGAGGGUGCGCGGCGCGCGGGCGCCCUCCUGACCCUCCCCUUCACCACGGUCUUCGACUACCUCACGUACCUUAAAGCCAUCGCAGAUGCUGUGGCCCCCUACGGACCCCAGGCUAUGUUCUACCUUGCGGCCGCGGUGAGCGAUUUCUACAUCCCAUGGGGGAGGCUGGAUGAGCACAAGAUCCAGAGCUUGGGGGGCAGGGAGGGGCUGCGGUUGGAGCUGGAGGCGGUGCCCAAGGCGCUGGGCGUGCUGCGGGCCAGCUGGGCUCCUGGCGCCUUCGUCGUUAGCUUCAAGCUGGAGACGGACGAGGGCCUGCUGAUGGCCAAGGCGGGGGCGGCAUUGGACAGGUACGAUGUCCAUGCCGUGGUGGCCAAUGUGCUCGACACAAGGAAGGACACCGUAGUGGUCGUCACAAAGGGACAGGACGGUGCGGGCCCCAAGGCCCACAGGAUAGACAGAGCUCCCCGGGAGGAGCACAUUGAGGAUCAGCUGGUGGCGACGAUCGCGCAGAUGCAUCGGGACUUUGCAGACCAGAUGCAGGACAGGUGA
This is a messenger RNA of Ostreobium quekettii, 984 nucleotides long. The record is from the annotation of a GenBank genome assembly. Lineage: Eukaryota; Viridiplantae; Chlorophyta; Ulvophyceae; Bryopsidales; Ostreobiaceae.